Messenger RNA from Aureobasidium vineae, 1263 nucleotides. The record is from the annotation of a GenBank genome assembly. Lineage: Eukaryota; Fungi; Ascomycota; Dothideomycetes; Dothideales; Saccotheciaceae.
AUGGCGGACACAAAUCCUGCUGGCAAGCAUCCACAAGCGGCCACUGUUGAGGACUGUGCAGACUCGGAUGAUGAGAAAGGUGACUCCAGCGCUUCUAAACCGGCUUCCAACUCCGCGUCCAAGAGGAGCCGCAAGACUUCGAACACGAGACGAAGUUUUCCUAGCAAAGCACGAUCAGCUAGUGAUAAUGGACAACUAGAGGCUCCUCCUCCCAAGGUCAAGGAUGCUCCCUCGCGACAGACCGAGGAGCCUGCAACUCAAGCAGGAGCAAAGGAUGAGAUUUCGACAUACGAUACCUCCUCUGCUCCUUUCUCUCCCGAUGAUGAUGAGCAUUUCUCGGCUCGAAACUUACCCACCAAGCCACAACAUGUGCCAGGAGGCUUUGAUUCGGAUACCUACUCUUCCGAGUCGCCACCGGAUAGUCUUGAAUACUAUGAACAGCCAAUGCGGCCNUCCUCCUUUCAACGUGCCACCACAUCGGCGGUGCAGCAAGUUCACCGGAGUGGUCAUUCGAGGUCAAGAUCUGACUAUCCAGCAGAGUCGGCGUAUGGUUACCGGCGCGCAUACCCACCUGAAGUUACUUGGGAUCAACAUUCUCACGCCGAGUAUCCAGAGUACGAGGACCAGCGAUCCUAUCCAGGCGGCAGACGAGGCUCCAACGCAACCACCUGGACCCAACAAACCUCGGCCUCUGACCCUCUACACCCAACCUACGUCCAGUACGACCAUCACGGCCGCCGCAGUGGCUACCCGAACCAGGAACAUGCCGCCAUCGACUACAUGGAUCAAGCAAGAGGUCACCCCGAAGAAAGGAUAACAGCAGAAACACUCCGCCAACUCCCCAGCGGACCCCGCAGCACACGAAGCAACCACAGCCACCGCCGCAGCCAACACAGCAUGAGCGAGACCUCAUCACGGCACCGCGGCGCAGAAGGCAGUGUCAAACUCAUCAUGCCCAUCGCCGCGGCCGAGGACACCAAGAUCCAGCUCAGCGGCGACAUGGGUGAUCGCGAAGUGUCCUUUCGCUCGAUCAACGAUCCUGGCAUGGUGGAGGUCACGAUUGGCACGGUUGCUGGUGGUGAGCGCAGGUAUUUGAGGAGUGCGAGCCAGACGUCUCGUGCGCCUACGAGGUCUUCGGGGAGUACAAGGCAUGCUACUAGUGGUGGUGCUGANGGGCAAGAGCAGGGUCGUGAGUAUCGGGAGCAUCGCGAGCAUCGAGAGCAUAGGCAUCUGAGUCGUGCGCCAUCGUCUAGGAAGUCGUAG